This is a messenger RNA of Lotus japonicus, 1824 nucleotides long. Its product is annotated as DNA-directed RNA polymerase subunit beta''-like. NCBI's taxonomy places the organism in Eukaryota, Viridiplantae, Streptophyta, Magnoliopsida, Fabales, Fabaceae. The record is from RefSeq and is a predicted model, not a curated record. Gene Ontology annotation, molecular function: iron ion binding; electron transfer activity; DNA binding. Gene Ontology annotation, biological process: DNA-templated transcription; photosynthesis. Gene Ontology annotation, cellular component: thylakoid membrane.
AUGAAUCUACCCGAUUCAGAAGGGAAGAACUUGCAUCAGUAUCUCAAAUUCAAUUCAAACAUGGAGGGCCCUGUGGAGAUAUGGUAUGCUACAAGUGAAUAUUUGCGACAAGAAAUGAAUCCCAAUUUUAGUAUGACUGACCCCUUUAAUCCAGUCCAUAUAAUGUCUUUUUCGGGAGCUAGGGGAAAUGCAUCUCAAGUGCACCAAUUAGUAGGUAUGAGAGGAUUAAUGUCGGAUCCCCAGGGUCAAAUGAUUGAUUUACCCAUUCAAAGCAAUUUACGUGAAGGACUUUCUUUAACAGAAUAUAUUAUUUCUUGUUAUGGAGCCCGCAAGGGGGUUGUGGAUACUGCUGUACGAACAUCAGAUGCUGGAUAUCUUACACGGAGACUUGUUGAAGUGGUUCAACACAUUGUUGUACGCCGAACAGAUUGCGGUACCGUUCGAGGGAUUUCUGUAAAUACUCGGAAUAGAAUGAUGUCAGAAAGAAUUUUGAUACAAACAUUAAUUGGUCGUGUAUUAGCAGACGAUAUAUAUAUAGGGUCGCGAUGCAUUGUCGUUAGAAAUCAAGAUAUUGGAAUUGGACUUAUCAAUCGAUUCAUAAACUUUCAAACACAACCAAUAUUUAUCCGAACCCCCUUUACCUGUAGGAAUACGUCUUGGAUCUGUCGAUUAUGUUACGGGCGGAGUCCUAUUCAUGGAGACCUGGUCGAAUUGGGAGAAGCUGUAGGUAUUAUAGCCGGCCAAUCUAUUGGAGAACCUGGUACUCAAUUAACAUUAAGAACUUUUCAUACUGGCGAAGUCUUCACGGGUGGUACCGCCGAAUAUGUGCGAUCCCCCUCGAAUGGUAAAAUAAAAUUCAAUGAGAAUUCGGCUUACCCUACACGUACACGUCAUGGACAUCCUGCCUUUUUAUGUUAUAUAGACUUAUAUGUAACUAUUGAAAGUAACGAUAUUAUGCAUAACGUAAUUAUUCCACCCAAAAGUUUUUUAUUAGUUCAAAAUGAUCAAUAUGUAAAAUCUGAACAAAUAAUUGCCGAGAUCCGUGCAGGAACAUAUACUUUAAAUUUGAAGAAAAGGUUCGAAAACAUAUUUUUUCUGAUUCGGAAGGAGAAAUGCAUUGGAGUACAAAUAUAUAUCACGUUUCUGAGUUUGCAUAUAGUAAUGUACAUAUCUUACCAAAAACAAGCCAUUUGUGGAUAUUAUCGGGAAAUUCACACAAGUCUGAUACAGUUUCUUUGUCACUUCUUAAGGAUCAAGAUCAAAUGAGCACUCAUUCCCUUCCUACUGCAAAAAGAAAUACUUCGAACUUUAGUAAGUAAUAAUCAAGUACGACUAUGUCCGGAUCAUUGUCAUUUUAUGCAUCCUACUAUUUCCCCCGAUACUUCGAAUUUAUUAGCAAAAAAGCGAAGAAAUAGAUUCAUUAUUCCAUUUCUAUUCCGAUCAAUUCGAGAACGAAACAACGAGCUAAUGCCCGAUAUCUCGGUUGAAAUACCUAUCGAUGGUAUUAUUCAUAAAAAUAGAAUAAGAUUGGCUAACCCUUAUUUGGCAACCCCGGGAGCAACUAUUCAUGGACAUUAUGGAGAAAUGCUUUAUGAAGGAGAUAUAUUAGUUACAUUUAUAUAUGAAAAAUCGAGAUCUGGUGAUAUAACACAAGGUCUUCCAAAAGUAGAACAGAUAGGGGAGAAAUUGGAUAUUGAGGUCCCACAAACGGUACUUCCCGAUACUGUAUUUGAAGCAGUUGUUCGAAUUCCUUAUGAUAUGCAAGUAAAACAAGUUCUUGCUAAUGGUAAAAGGGGCACUUUAAAUGAAAAGCAAGACGCGUAG